AUGCCGUCCUCCCAUCAUGCAUUGGGCCUGACGGUCAUCAUCCUCUGUGGCGAGGGAUCUGACCUCAAGCCAAUCUCAAGCUCCAUCAAGCUCCCAAAAGCCCUGCUCCCCAUCGCCAACAAGCCAAUGAUACAAUACCCUCUCGAAUGGGCCCUCGAUGCUGGACUGGACACAAUUGUUAUCGUCUGCCUGUCCGGCCAGGAAACAGCUAUUCGUACAGCAGUAAAUGAAAUCUACGCCACUCGAGAACCCCACCCAUCCGCUGGAAAAAACCCAAAACCCCUCCAGAAACCGAAGAUUGUUGGUGCUGCUUCACCCGGCUCCAGAACCGGUACAGCCGAUGUCUUACGUCACCCACAAGUCUACAAUCACAUCAAGAAGGACUUCAUGAUCCUUUCCUGCGACUCAAUUUGCGAAAUACCUGCGACAACCAUCAUCAAAGAAUGGAUGCUCCUCCCAGAGACCGUCGGCGAUAAGAAGGGCGCUCUCGGAGUCUGGUAUGAAGUCAAGAAGGAAAAGGGCGUUGAACGGGAUACUAUUAUUACCGGGCCGGUCCCACGUUAUGACCUAGAGUCUCAUCUCAGAACAACAGAAGCUCGCACAGAUCCAACCACAGAACUUACGUACCUUCUCCAGAAUUUUGGCUCUAGGACCGAUGAUGGUAAGGGCGACAUCGAGAUCAGAAGAUCAUUGUUCAAACACCAUCCCAAGGUCAUGUACCACAGCCUUUACAGAGACGCCCACAUCUACAUUUUCCCAGCUUGGUCCCUCAAAUUCAUACUCAACAACCCUCGUAGCAAACUCAAGAGCAUCAAAGACGAUGUUCUCACUUGGUGGGCCAAAGCCGGCUGGCAAGGCUCCGGCUUGCAAGCCCACAACCUAGGAAUACUGGACAUCCUCUCAGGUGAGGACGGCGAUGAUGGCAGGAAAUCCGAUAGUCUUAGUAUGGCUAGCUAUCACGACGACGAAGUCACCGAAGCCGAUGUCGAGAAGUUUCUCGGACUGUCUUCAAUGGGGCAGUCUGGUUAUUCCACCACACCAGGUGCAGGCAAGAGAAAGGAGAUCAACACUCGAGGGUGGUUCCCAACCAAGAACAAGAUUCCUUCACCAGCUGAUAGCCCAAUCAGCAAUUCCAGCGAGGAGAAGGUAUUCAAAAAGAUCAAGAAACCUGCAUACAACGGGUUAUUCUGUCCUGGUGUCGCGGUUUUCAAACCCAAAAUGACAAUCACCCCGCUCGCAACUACUCCGCUUAUUAGGAGGGUCGACACAUUACCUCUCUAUCUGUCUACCUGUCUAGAGCUUGCUAGGAAUCCCACUUACAAUACGAAGCCUAUUCACUCCAGCGCAGUUAUCGACAGCAAAGCCAAUGUCUCGAAUAUUGACAGCAUGGUUGGGUCCGGUACCAAAGUUGAAGGUAAAGUCCUUGUCAAACGCUCUGUCAUAGGGAAGGACGUCAAAAUCGGUGCUUCAGCGAAAAUCCAGGGCUGUGUUAUUCUCGAUGGGGCACAAAUCGGGGCCGGCUGUAAGCUUGAAGGUUGCAUUAUCGGAAGGCAUGCCACCAUUGGGGAAAACAGCACCCUAACAUCCUGCCAAGUAGUUGAGGAUAUCUAUCUUCGCAAUGGAACCGUCGAGAAGAAUCAGUUGAUCACCGAAAGUUCUCUACCAGAAUCUGACGAAGAAAUGGACGAUGUUUUCGAUGGUGGCAACGACGGUGCAGGAGAUGGAGAGUAUGAGUCGUCAGAAGAAGAUGACGAUGAUGACGAUGAUGAAGAGGAGGACGAUGAUGAUGCUACAACGACACAGUCGAUUCCUACUACAACCAAGUCGAUUCCCACUACCUCCAAGGAGCAUGUUACCCAACUCUCUGCGGUUGCUCCUGCCCCAAAAACCUUUGAUGCCAAUUAUUCGAUUCAAGAAACUCCAGACCCCAAGAAGACGGUUGUCGAAAUUUCAGGAAUGAAGGAUAAGCAAAUUGAGCAAACAGAAACUGAGGCUGGUGAAGAAGAAAGUGGGCCCACUGUCCCAUUCUCCCGGCUAGAACUCCAAGGGGAAGAAGAUGAUGAGGAAGAUGAUUUUGAACCGGAUAGCGAUGAUAGUAGCUUCUGCGCGGAGGAGUACGACUCCAACUUUGAAUCAGAUGGCCUAGUAUCAGGCGACGACACUGGUAAUCUCAGCGGCCCUGAGGAAGAUGGUGGGCCUUUAAAGAGCCCGAAACGAAUCUCUGGGAACUUCUCUCGGGACAUGUCACAGAGUAUGGCACAAAUGGCUUCGAUGAAUCUCAGUGCUGUUAUGGGUGGAGCGGAUAAGAUAGAUGAAUCGAAGAAGGAGAGCUUACCACAAGUGACCGAAGUUAGUGAGGUCAAGAAGGAUGUUGAGAUUACAUCUUCUAACAACUAG
Molecule: messenger RNA, 2397 nt
Organism: Orbilia oligospora ATCC 24927
Lineage: Eukaryota; Fungi; Ascomycota; Orbiliomycetes; Orbiliales; Orbiliaceae
Exons: 4
Coding region: 1-2397 (798 amino acids)
Biological process (GO): biosynthetic process; cytoplasmic translational initiation
Cellular component (GO): guanyl-nucleotide exchange factor complex; eukaryotic translation initiation factor 2B complex
Molecular function (GO): translation initiation factor activity; guanyl-nucleotide exchange factor activity
Source: RefSeq, a predicted model, not a curated record